Molecule: messenger RNA, 156 nt
Organism: Exophiala bonariae
Lineage: Eukaryota; Fungi; Ascomycota; Eurotiomycetes; Chaetothyriales; Herpotrichiellaceae
Exons: 2
Coding region: 1-156 (51 amino acids)
Source: RefSeq, a predicted model, not a curated record
AUGCCGGCCCUGGAUUUCUCAAAUGGAUCCUGGGAGUUCCAAGACUCCUUGGGCAAGCCAUUCUCUGGCGACGACACGCUGUCUCCCAACGUUCCUGGAAAAUGGAUUCGUUUUAUGCCGCUGCUCAUUAUCUGGUCUUUGGACCAACUGAUGUAG